Aureobasidium vineae is the source of this 1464-nucleotide messenger RNA. NCBI's taxonomy places the organism in Eukaryota, Fungi, Ascomycota, Dothideomycetes, Dothideales, Saccotheciaceae. The record is from the annotation of a GenBank genome assembly.
ACAUCUGUUUCGGGCGCCGCUCUGGCAGCGGCCUCGCUCUUUUCAUCCUUUGCAGCAGCAGUCCAGCCUCUCACUGUCAAUGGCGCAAACUUCAUUACCAAGUCGAGUGGAAAUCGCUUCUCUAUUCCCGGCGGCUCCUCCGGCGUUUCGGAGACAAGUGAUCCUCUGAGCGACGGUCAGGCUUGCUUGAGAGAUGCAAUUCUUAUGCAGCGUCUUGGUGUCAACACUAUCAGAGUUUACAACUUGAUUGCCGACCUCAACCACGACGAGUGCGCAUCCGUUUUCAACGCUGCUGGUAUUUACAUGAUCCUCGAUGUGAACAACGGCUUCCAAGACUCAUACCUGGAUCGCACCGCACCCUGGACAACUUACACCAACGCAUAUCUUACCCAUGUCUUCAGCGUCAUUGAGGCUUUCGCACCUUACCCCAACCUUCUUGGAUUCUUCUCCGGUAACGAGGUCAUCAACGAGCAGAGUGCCGUUAAUGCACCCGCAUACAUUCGCGCUGUUACCCGUGACAUGAAGGACUACAUCGCCAAGAACGUAGACAGAGAGAUCGGUGUUGGUUACUCUGCUGCCGAUCCCCACUUGGGAGUACCUUGGCUGCGAGCUGGCCAACUCGACAUCCUCCAAGAUCGACUUCUUCGGCCUCAACGAUUACGAAUGGNNUGUGGCGAUGCCACUUACGAGUCAUCUGGCUACAACGUGCUCGUCGAGCAAUUCGGCAACACCAGCAUCCCCGUCUUCUUCUCCGAGUACGGAUGCAACCUCGUCAAGCCCCGUACUUUCACAAAUGUCCCGGUCCUUUACGGCCAGGAGAUGAGUGUCAUGUCUGGUGGUCUGGUCUACGAAUGGACCGAGGGCGAGAACGACUACGGCCUUGUCAACAUUACUAGCGCCGAUGAGGUCCACCUCCGCGAGGAUUACUCUUAUUUGGCCACUGCGUAUUCGCAACUCGAUGAAAACCUCCUUACCUCCGCCAAUAGCACCGCCACCGGCCAGAAGNCCCCUACUUGUGAUCCCGAUCUUAUCACCGGCUCCUUCUGGAACAGCUGGGACCUUCCUGCCCGUCCCAGCGGUGUUGAUGCCUUGAUCAGCAGCGGUAUCGCCAGCGCAAACAAGGGCAAGACCGUUUCCGUCACCAGCACCGCCAUGCCUGCCUCUGUCUACGAUUACAACGGCCAACAGCUCAACGACCUCGAACUCACUGUUCUCGCUGAGCAAGACAGCAACCGCCCUGGCCUUGCUGGCAACUACACUCCUUCCACACCUACCGGAACUGCCGCAGCCACUGGAAGCAGCAGCACUGGUGCAAGUUCCAGCGCCACCCGCAGCAGUUCUGGAAAGGCCUCAUCUACUGCCUCUCAGUCUGCUGCCACUAGCAGUGGUGCUGCCGCACCCAUGGUUGUUUCCUCUGGCGCUGCAGUCUUUGGUGCUUUCCUUACCUCUCUCCUCUUCUUGUAA